AUAAAAACAGUGUGGUACUGGCAAAAUAAAAAACCACCCAAAGAUCAACAGAAUAGAUUAAAAGACACUGAAACAGCUCCACACACAUAAGCUACCUCAUCUUUGACAAAGGUGCUAAGCACAUUCACUAGAAAGGACAGCCUCUGUAAUAAAUGGUGCUGGAAAAACUGACUUUCCACAUGCCAAAGAUUAAAACCGGACCCGUAUUUUUCACCAUCUACUAAGCUAAAAUCAGAAUGGAUUAGAGAUCUGAAUAUUAAAACAGAAACACUAAGUCUGCUGGAAAAUAGAGUAGGUAAAACUCUUGAAGACAUUGGUGGAGGCAAAGACUAUGAAUAAAACCCAGAAAUCACAGGAGUUACCACGAAGAAUCAACAAAUGGGAUCUCAUCCUACUGAAAAAGCUUUUGUACAACAAGAGAAACCACUAACAGAGUGAAGAAACAACCCACAAUGUGGGAAAAAAUGUUUGCCAGCUGUUCUUCAGAUGAAGGGUUAUUAUCAGGAACAUACACAGAUCUCAAAAAAAUGUCCUAGAUUUAAAGACCCAAUCCAAAAUGAUCUUCUGAGGUGAACACCCACUUUUCAGAUGAAGAAGUACAAACAGCAAAUAAAUACGUGAAAAAACGUUCAGCAGCACUGAGAUUUCACCUCCAGAAAGAAUGGCUAGUAUUAAGAAAUCAACCAAUGACAAAUGCUAAAGCACACCUACACAUUCAAUAAUUAGAGCUUCUAAAGGGAAAGGAACCCCUCUUCACUGUUGGUGGUGAUGCAGACUGGUGCAACCACUGUGAAAAUCAGCGUGGAGAUUCCUCAAAAAACUAGGAUUGGAGGUCCCAUUUGACCCAGCUAUUCAUUCUUGGUAUCUUCUCAAAAGAAUUAAAAACAUCAUACAACAGCAAUGUAUAUGCACCCAUGUUUAUUGCUAUAAAUUACAGUUUGUAAUAGCCAGAUCUUGAAAACAACUUAAAUACCCAUCAACUGAGGAAUGGAUAAAAAAGAUGUGCUAUUUCUAUACAAUGGAGUACUACUCAGUUAACUGGACACUUAAUGGAUGUGCUUUGAGAAUAUACUUAUUAGUAAAAUAAAUAAGACACAUCUGUAAACAUUGUAUUGUUUCAUUAAUGUGACAAGCUGAAAGAAAAAACAUGUAUAUGUAUAUUAAAAAAUAAGUUAGUUAAAAAAACAAAGAAGCAUAGUGGCCUCCUUUGUCAUCCACAUGUCCUGUUCAGAAGCAAAUUCAGUGCCUCCCUUCACUGAGCAUCUCUGUAGAUUCUGCUUUCCCUUCUACAUCCUGUUCAAGUCUUUUUGUCCCAGGGAGAAUGACCUCAGCCAAAGCAACAAUUCAGGUCACACUUGUCUUCACUUUAACCUACUGUGAACCAUCUUGAGUUGACUUUUGGAUGUCUCAAGAAGUUUUUGAUGUACUACAAGGUGGAGAAUUCUAAAGAUAAUGAAGAUGAUAUUCUACAAAGAGAAAUUCCUGCCAGACAAUCUCGACGAAGGUUUCGAAAAAUUAACUGUAAAGGAGAACGCCAAACCAUAACUGAUGAUGUGGACAUUAACAGCUAUCUUUCUCUUCCAGCUGAUCUUACCAAGAUGCAUCUCACAGACAGCCAUCAUCCACAGGUGACUCACGUGUCUUCUAGUCAGUCUGGGUGUAGCAUUGCCAGUGACUCUGGAAGCAGCAGUUUAUCUGAUAUUUAUCAGGCUACAGAGAGUGAAGUAGGAGAUGUAGAUUUAACUCGUCUUCCAGAAGGACCUGUUGAUUCUGAGGAUGAAGAAGAGGAAGAGGAAGAAAUUGAUCGAACAGAUCCAUUGCAGGGACGAGAUCUUGUUCGAGAAUGUCUUGAAAAAGAACCUGCAGACAAAACAGAUGAUGACAUUGAACAGUUACUUGAAUUUAUGCACCAGCUCCCUGCUUUUGCUAACAUGACAAUGUCAGUCAGGAGAGAGCUGUGCUCAGUGAUGAUUUUUGAAGUGGUGGAGCAAGCUGGAGCUGUCAUCCUUGAAGAUGGGCAAGAGCUCGACUCAUGGUAUGUUAUUUUGAAUGGCGCUGUAGAAAUUAGUCAUCCUGAUGGAAAAGUUGAAAAUCUCUUUAUGGGAAAUAGUUUUGGAAUUACUCCCACUCUGGAUAAACAGUACAUGUGUGGAAUUGUUCGGACUAAAGUAGAUGAUUGUCAGUUUGUCUGCAUAGCCCAGCGAGAUUAUUGGAGAAUUUUAAAUCAUGUAGAAAAAAAUACCCAUAAAGUUGAGGAAGAGGGAGAAAUUGUUAUGGUACAUGAACACCGGGAAUUAGACCGGAGUGGAACCAGGAAAGGACACAUUGUAAUCAAGGCAACACCUGAGCGUCUCAUCAUGCAUUUAAUAGAAGAACAUUCUAUUGUGGACCCCACAUAUAUAGAAGAUUUUCUAUUAACUUACAGGACAUUUCUUGAAAGUCCUUUGGAUGUUGGAAUCAAGCUAUUGGAAUGGUUUAAAAUUGACAAUUUAAGAGAUAAGGUGACACGGAUUGUAUUGUUGUGGGUAAAUAAUCAUUUUAAUGAUUUCGAAGGUGAUCCUGCUAUGACUCAAUUUCUAGAGGAAUUUGAAAAAAAUCUGGAAGAUACAAAAAUGAAUGGUCAUCUCCGGCUGUUGAAUAUUGCCUGUGCUGCAAAGGCUAAGUGGAGACAAGUUGUGCUGCAGAAGGCUUCCCGGGAGUCACCCCUGCAUUUUGCCCUCGCCGGAGGAAGUGAAAAGGGAUUUGGCAUUUUUGUUGAAGGAGUAGAACCUUGUAGCAAAGCUGCUGAUGCAGGACUGAAACGUGGUGACCAGAUAAUGGAAGUAAAUGGACAAAAUUUUGAAAAUAUUACGUUUGGGAAGGCUCUUGAAAUUUUGAGGAAUAAUACUCAUCUUGCACUUACUGUGAAGACCAACAUUUUUGUUUUCAAAGAGUUACUCAGUAGGACUGAACAAGAGAAAUCUGGUGUUCCUCAUAUUCCCAAAAUUGCUGAAAAAAAAAGUAAUCGUCAUUCAAUCCAAGAUGUACCAGGAGAUAUUGAACAGACCUCGCAGGAGAAAGGACAUAAGAAAGUUAAAGCAAAUACUGUUUCAGGUGGAAGAAACAAAAUCAGAAAGAUUUUGGAUAAAACACGGUUUAGUAUCUUACCUCCAAAACUAUUUAGUGAUGGAGGCCUGAGCCAGUCACAGGAUGACAGCAUUGUGGGAACGAGACACUGUAGACACAGCCUGGCUAUAAUGCCUAUUCCUGGGACACUCUCAUCCAGCAGUCCUGAUCUCCUGCAGCCAACUACCAGCAUGUUGGACUUUUCCAACCCUUCAGCUGUUGGUUUUUACUAUAUUCCUGAUCAAGUCAUAAGAGUUUUCAAAGCAGAUCAGCAAAGUUGCUACAUUAUCAUCAGUAAAGAUACUACAGCUAAAGAAGUGGUUUGUCACGCUGUUCAUGAAUUUGGCUUGACUGGUGCAUCUGACACAUACUCUCUCUGUGAAGUCUCUGUUACUCCCGAGGGCGUCAUAAAGCAGAGAAGACUUCCAGACCAGUUCUCCAAAUUAGCUGAUCGAAUUCAACUCAAUGGAAGGUACUAUUUGAAAAAUAACAUGGAAACAGAAACAUUAUGCUCAGAUGAAGAUGCUCAGGAGCUGCUUAAGGAAAGCCAGCUGUCCAUGCUACAGCUCAGUACCAUCGAGCUGGCCACCCAAUUGUCAAUGAGGGACUUUGAUUUAUUUCGUAACAUUGAGCCUACUGAGUACAUUGAUGACAUUUUUAAGUUGGACUCCAAAACAGGAAAUACUCACUUGAAGGAGUUUGAGGACACUGUAAACCAGGAGACAUUCUGGGUUGCCUCAGAGAUUUUAACAGAAUCAAAUCAGCUCAAACGAAUGAAAAUUAUUAAACAUUUUAUUAAGAUUGCACUUCAUUGUCGAGAAUGUAAAAAUUUCAAUUCUAUGUUCGCAGUUAUAAGUGGCUUGAACCUGGCACCUGUAGCACGGCUCAGAGGUACCUGGGAAAAGUUACCAAGCAAAUAUGAGAAACAUCUCCAAGACCUGCAAGACCUUUUUGAUCCAUCUAGAAACAUGGCAAAAUAUAGAAAUAUUCUUAGUAGUCAAAGCAUGCAGCCUCCAAUCAUUCCACUCUUCCCCGUUGUCAAGAAAGAUAUGACAUUUCUUCAUGAAGGAAAUGACUCCAAAGUAGAUGGUUUAGUAAACUUUGAGAAGCUAAGAAUGAUUUCUAAGGAAAUCCGUCAAGUUGUUCGCAUGACUUCUGCUAACAUGGACCCAGCUAUGAUGUUCCGACAGAGGAAGAAGAGGUGGCGGAGUCUGGGGUCACUGAGUCAAGGCAGCACAAAUUCAAACAUGUUGGAUGUUCAAGGAGGUGCUCAUAAGAAAAGGGCACGUCGCAGUUCUCUGCUCAAUGCCAAGAAGCUGUAUGAGGAUGCACAGAUGGCGAGGAAGGUGAAGCAGUAUCUAUGCAGUCUGGAGGUAGAGACGGACGAGGAGAAGUUCCAGAUGAUGUCGCUGCAGUGGGAGCCUGCAUAUGGUACCUUGACCAAGAAUUUAAAUGAGAAAAAAUCUGCCAAAUCAUCUGAAAUGUCUCCAGUGCCUAUGAGGUCAGUAAACCAGACAGCGAGAGCCCACUUGCAUCAGCCCCACAGAGCAAGCCAGGCGCUUCAGGUGCCAGCUGUUAAUCUGCACCCCGUGAGGAAGAAGGGACAAGCAAGAGACCCUGCACUGAGUACAAGUUUGCCUCAGAAAGCUUUAGGACCAACUGAAGAAAUAAGUGGUAAAAAACAUACAGAAGAUGCGAUUUCUGUGGCAUCAUCUUUACAUUCUAGUCCUCCUGCAUCUCCUCAAGGUUCCCCUCGCAAAGGUUACACACUUUUACCAUCAGCUAAAUCUGACAACUUGUCCGACUCCAGCCAUAGUGAGAUUUCUUCUCGGUCCAGCAUCGUGAGCAACUGUUCUGUUGACUCCAUGUCAGUAGCUCUGCAAGAUGAGCGCUGUUCCUCCCAGGCCUCUGCAGUCCCUGAGUCCACAGGGAUGCUGGAAAAGACAGAGCAUCUCUCAGUAGGAGACCAUGGACAUCUUGGACCUGGGUGGACACUCUCAAAGCCAUCUCUCAUCAAGGGUUUAGCUGUCUCAUCGUCUGUGAGCAACGAAGAGAUUUCUCACGAGCAUAUUGUUAUAGAAGCAGCUGACAGUGGUCGUGGAAGUUGGACUUCCUGUUCAAGCAGCUCCCAUGACAACUUCCAAAGCCUUCCAAACCCAAAAAGCUGGGACUUUCUGAGUGCUUACAGGCAUACCCAUUUGGAUGACCCCAUUGCUGAGGUGGACUCCACUGACGGGGAGCUCUAUUCCUGUCCUAAAGGCUGCUCUAGAACUUGCGGGCAGUGCAAAGGAAGCUUAGAAACCAGUCAGUUAAGACAGAGUUGGGCCUCCUCCAGUUCUCUCUCUGACACAUACGAGCCAAACUAUGGGACAGUUAAAAGGAGAGUUUUGGAAGCCACCCCUGCCGAGUUAUCAGAUGGCUUGGACCCAGUUUAUAAAACAGUCACUUCAAGUACAGAAAAGGGCUUGAUUGUGUACUGUGUCACCUCACCCAAGAAGGAUGGUAGGUAUAGGGAGCCACCUCCUACUCCUCCAGGAUAUGUGGGAAUUUCCUUAGCCGACCUAAAGGAAGGACCCCACCCGCACCUAAAACCUCCAGAGUAUAGUGUGGCUGUGCAGCGGUCAAAGAUGGUGCACAACAGCCUCGCUAGACUGCCAGCCGCCUGUCUCAGUGGCAGCCCCGUGGCCUGUGUCUCAUCGAAGAUUGUAACUCGGCCUCAGAGGCAUAAUUUGCAGGCAUCCCAUCCUAAACUAGCAGAUGUGACUGAUCCAGAUAGCGAAGCAGAUGAAAAUGAACAGGUGUCAGCAGUCUAGCCUUUGGGUGACCCACUGGAUGAUCCCUGAACGCCAGGGGGAAUGGACGGAACCUCGUGAUUCCAUUGGCCAAUGCCAACCCACAGCUCACUGCCACCGCUGGCCCGAGGUUCAUUGCCUGCACUCCAAGCAGUGAGACAGACUGAGUGAGUGCACUCCUUCCAUUUCACCCUGCAGGUGCGUGCUUCCCUCUGCUCGGACACUGUGUCUGGAAAUCACCGACAUCUGCACGCCAGACCUGCCUUGGGACCCCAUCACAGAGCAAACUCAGACCCAGCAGCGUGCACAUCCCCAUCUACGUCACUGUAGAUUUUCCUUUCACAGGUUAUUUUAAAGACAGUGUUAUUACUAUUUCCAAGCCAUAGCUGGGCUAAAAGAUGAAUUUAGAAUGGCUGCCAAUAUCAAGAAUAUUCUUGUGUUAUUUGAGAAGUUAACUUAUUAUUUGUAGUGUUGUGGUUUUGUUUGUAUUUGAGGGGUUUGUUUGAUUGUUUUGUUUAGCUCUUGUUGGCCAGUGUUUGUUUGAGACCAAAAAACCAUCUCUGGUCUGACCAAACAGAAGUCACCUGGACAGGUCGGACCUGCGUAGAGAUGGAACUUCUCCGCAGUGCCAGUGGGAUGGGGCCGGUCUCAGUGUGGUCGUCGUCGCCUAGGAAGUCCUCUGCAGUUGAAGUGUUAGGAACCUGCUGAUUGUGCUGUGAAGUGGUGCUGCACGGGGUUUCUUGUCAGUCCUUUGGGAAAAGAGGAGGUAGAUGGUGACAGAAAUGUCCCAGGAAGGAGGGUUGAUGUUAAGUGACAUGAUACAGGUUGUCUGUGAAGUGAACGUCACGCUGCAUCAAACCGUAAAAUAAGAGUAAAGAGCCAGGAGAAAGUGGGGUCGGGAGCAUUCUCCUCGGCAGAAAGUGUACUCUAACAUUUCUCACAACGCAAGGGUAGAGUUCUUGUUUCUUAGAGGUGUUUGUUGUCAUGAGGGCGAGCUGGCCGCUGCAGGGCUCCCCGGCACCUCACAGUGCCAGGCAUUCGAUCUUGAGGCUGAAUAAACUCACAGCUCUCGGCAAAGGUCAAAACCAGCAGGAAAAGAACUGCUCAAAAGUUCUGUGGGAGACGGAGGGGCGAGACUGACAGACACAGCUGUCUCUUGGUCAUUUAUCCCCAAGAGGACGUGCCUUUUUGGCCUCUUGGGCAUGGCACUCUUAAUUUAAAUAUUUAACUAAAAUUUCAGUAACUGUUUACUGGCUUAAGUGAAUUUUUCAUGAGUUUUAAUGUAUUCUGUGUAUGGUAAGUGUAAAUGUUUUCUUUUUUUUUUUAGUGUAAAGGCAAGUGAGAUUUCAUGAGAUUCUUAAAUUAUAAGAAAAAAAAGCCAAAGCCAUUGAGGUGCACUACUUAGACCAACUUGGAGCCAAAACAGAUUACUUCACAGUGGUCGUUCACACGUGGCCAUAUAAGAUUUAACUUGUGAUUUCUUCAUUUUAAGCAUUUAUAUUUUAUUCCCUAGUGUUCUUUUUCUGUACCCUAUCUCCUUCGUGUUAGUUUUUUUUUUUUUGUAAGACAAGGUCUUACUUUGUAGUUCAGGCUGGCCUUGGAUUUACUGGGUAGCCCAGGUUGGCCUCAGACAUUCAGCAAUCCUCCUGCCUCAGCAUCCUGAGUGCUGGUUAUCCCCUUCAUUUUAAAACCAUGUCACUAGGGCCAGGGAUACAGCUGAGUGGCACAGCACCUGCCUCGCAAGCACAAGGUCUUGAAUUCAAUUCCCAGUACCAAAAAUACUUUAAAAAUAUACACUGUGUGACUUCCAUGCAGUAAAUGGUAGUAGUUCAUUUUUCCUGUCAAAAUUGUUAACCAUAUUUUAGGGAAAAUAACAUGUCUAGAAAAUUCUCCCUUGGGGAAAAAUAGUAACAUGAAGCUUAGCCUUAGAAAUUAACGCCAGUAAUGUUAACAAUCAAGCCACCUGGCGCCACAGUUUUCUUGGUCCUUCAAAGUGAAAAGUUGCCUGAAUUCAAGCUCUGGCUUGAAAGUCACACUGUGAUGAUUUGACCUGUGAGCAGUAUCCUCCGAAUCCAGACUUUUUACUCACUGAUUUACGUAUUUUUGCUAUCACCACCUUUUUUAUCAGGUUUGGGUAUUUAUCUCACUGUUUUAUAUACAUGACUUCAGAAAACAGUGUGCUAUGUGCGCAGCGUCUCUAUGUAGCAUGUCGUCAAGCCAGACGGAAGCCUUACUUGUCCUUGUCGUUAACGGUGUAAAUAAUACCUUGCACAGAGAGCUGAGGCCUGUGGUUUUGGACUUGCACCAUGUCGCUGCCUUUGUUGUAUGUAGCUUUAACUAUGAUUGUUCAGAUCAGCUGAUCACAUUGAUCAGGAACUAAAACCAAAUGCUUUGCAGUUUGAUAUCCUUAAAAAAUAAACUUGAUUUUUUUAAUCUUAAUUUAGUUUACAUUUCUUCCAUUUCUUAGUUUAUCCUGUGACUAGAACAGCAAAGCCUUAACCUGUAUGUGCUCCAGUCCCAAAUCCCCAUUGUUUUGCUCAUUUUCACUCUUAAAUUGCUAACUGCAUUGGAGAGGUCGAUGCCUUCUCUUUCCCUGCAGCUUGACGCCCGCCCGGACUGCUGAGGCAGCAAACCCUCAGUGCAGGCUCUCACCGGCCGCUGCGUUCCAACACGUUUCUCAUAACACGAGUCUGGAGGACCGGGAGGUCCAGCACGGGCUUCUGUUCAAGUUUGCUUCUACUUGAGGCUUCGUUUCCUCCACGUUAUCACUUGGGAAGAAAACUCCUUCCACAAGUUGUCAUGACCUGACAUCUGCAUCACAUCCCACGUCUCCCCGAGGGGAGCAGCAGUCAUGGCCACGGAGUUUCUAAGAGUGGACUACAAAAGUGUUACCAAGGUUUCCUUACAUAGUUAGAAUAGAGAUUAUUUGGGUAGAAGUUUCUGCAAAACAUUAUUUACAGUGUUUGUAUCCCUUUAACAUUAAAGGCUGGAAAAAAAGAACAUCUUCCAGAGAGGCAAUCGCAGUACGUUUUCAGUUUCAAGCCUGAACCUCCACCCAUCUUUAGCAUUUGUUAUGCUUUUUCCUAAAGCUUAUUUUUAAUACACAGAAUGCAGCUGAACUUGAUCUUUUAAUAUGGGAAUGUGUAAGCUUAUGAAGAAACAAAAUUGCACAGUUGUAAUCAAAUCGCAAUUGUACUGCACAGUUCAGUGAUUGUAAGGUAUUCUGUAACAAGCAAUGUUUGUCUCCUAUUUUUUGAAACCUCUUAAGACUUACGUCUUUUAGAAAGACAGUGCCUCUGUAUGCUUUUUGUAUUUUUACUGAGUGUAAAUAUUUGUUAUAUUUUUGGUUAAGAAAUUGUAAAAGUACCAUUUAUUAUCACCAUAUCAAAUAAUGCAUUGGUGGAAUCAAUAAAGGAUCUGCAUUAA
Molecule: messenger RNA, 9323 nt
Organism: Cavia porcellus (domestic guinea pig)
Lineage: Eukaryota; Metazoa; Chordata; Mammalia; Rodentia; Caviidae
Gene: Rapgef6
Product: Rap guanine nucleotide exchange factor 6
Exons: 26
Coding region: 1422-5918 (1498 amino acids)
Biological process (GO): small GTPase-mediated signal transduction
Molecular function (GO): protein binding; guanyl-nucleotide exchange factor activity
Source: RefSeq, a predicted model, not a curated record